Phragmites australis (common reed) is the source of this 2864-nucleotide messenger RNA. Its product is annotated as G-type lectin S-receptor-like serine/threonine-protein kinase At2g19130. NCBI's taxonomy places the organism in Eukaryota, Viridiplantae, Streptophyta, Magnoliopsida, Poales, Poaceae. The record is from RefSeq and is a predicted model, not a curated record. Gene Ontology annotation, molecular function: protein serine/threonine kinase activity; ATP binding. Bases 320 to 2635 code for a protein of 771 amino acids. Gene Ontology annotation, biological process: recognition of pollen; protein phosphorylation. The transcript has 2 exons.
AAACGGAACUACGCAACGUCGGCCGCCGGCUUGGGUCCCAAGCUCGGCCUCCUGCUUGACGAUCCGACGAGCUGGUGUGCUGUGGGCGUUUGACUAUCAGAUGCAGGUACAGAGCGCCCAUGAGAGGAUCUCCCACUAAACUCUGAAGUCCUACUGAAGUGAAGCUUGGUCAAGGCGAAACGGCGGCGGUUCUUGCCUCAGCUUCAGUUCACCUCAACUUGGUUCACAUCGCCGGUUAAUCUCUUCUCAUCCUGUACCCUUGUGCCACGCAUUGAUUUCUUCCAUGCGGUGUUCGGUUCCCUGCAAGUAAUGCCCGCCAAUGGAGGCAGCGAAGCGUGCUUGCUGGCCAACGCUGGCCACCUUCCUCUUCUUCCUCCUGCCCGGUGGCAUCCCCUUGGCCGCCGUCGCCAGGGACACCAUCGUCCCCGGAGAUGGCAUCUCAGGGAACCAGACGCUGGUCUCCAAGAACGGCGUGUUCGAGCUGGGCUUCUUCUCCCCGGGCGCCGGCAUCCACCGCUUCCUGGGCGUCCGGUUCAAGCAGAUGCCGAGCACCAGCCCCACGUUCUGGGUCGGGAACAGGGUCGUCAUCACCGACCUGCCCGGCGCGUCGCUGGAGCUCUUCGGCGGCAGCCUGUACAUCAAGGAGGACGGGGCUAGCCUCUGGUGGUCGAGCGUGGCGGGCGACGGCCCCCCGCCGGCCGCCGCCGUCGCGGUUCUCCUUGGCAACGGCAACCUGGUGGUGAGGGACCAGGCCAACUCCUCACGGAUCUUGUGGCAGAGCUUCGAUUACCCCGGCGACUCGCUGCUCCCAGGUGCAAGGCUCGGGUUCGACAGGGACACCGGGAAGAACAUCUCGCUGACGUACCAAGAUUUCUCGCACAAUGGCAGCCUCAGCGUCGAUCAGAGCAGGAGGAACGGGUUCGUUCUCACCACCGACGGCCGCGACCAUCUGGGGACCUUCCCGGAUUGGAUGGUGUUGUCUCAGGACAAUGGCAGCUCACUGGUGCUGAACUAUCCUCAGAACCCAAAUUUGACCGAGUUCUUGCAAUUCCAUUUGGAGCUAGUCAGCUUGAUGCAGUGGUCGGAGGAUUCUGCAGCAAAUACUAGUGGUUGGGUGGCUCGUUGGACCUUCCCUUCAGACUGCAAAUCCGAUGGCUUCUUCUGUGGUGAUUUUGGUGCUUGCAGUAGCAAUGGCAAAUGCGAUUGUGUCGAUGGAUUCGAGCCUUCAUACCCAGCUGAGUGGGGGCUUGGGUACUUUGUUACUGGUUGCUCGAGAUCUCUUCCUUUGAGCUGCGAGACGAAUGGCCAGACCGAAGAUGAUGACUCGUUUAUCCCGUUAGAAAAGCUGCUGGGACUUCCUUACAAUGCUCAGAAUGAUUUAGCAGAAAGUGAUGAAGACUGUAAAGAAGCAUGUUUGAGCAAAUGUUACUGCGUCGCAUAUGCAUAUGAUUCUGUAUGCAAGCUAUGGUACUACAACCUGUACAAUCUGAGUAUAGCUUCUAGGCCUCCAUAUAGCAAGGUUUAUGUUCGUAUGGGUUCCAAGCUCAGGGCCAAAAAUGGCUUACACACAAGAGGGGUUGUAUCCUUGGUGGUCAGCUUGAUAGCACUGACUUCUGUGAUACUGAUACUGGUGCUUCUAUGGAGAUACAGGAGAGAUUGGUUUACUUGCAGAAGGUUCGAAGUAGAAGGUUCUCUUGUUAUCUACUCUUAUGCACAGAUCAAGAAAGCUACAAGGAAUUUCUCUGAUAAACUUGGCGAGGGAGGUUUUGGAAGUGUUUUCAGGGGAACAAUGCCAGGACCAACUGUCAUCGCUGUGAAGAGUCUCAAUGGCCGUGGGCACGUGGAUAAACAAUUCAGAACUGAAGUGCAGACAGUUGGGGUGAUUAAACACACAAACCUAGUCCGUCUUUUGGGAUUUUGUGUGAAAGGGAAUGCAAGGUUGCUGGUUUAUGAAUAUAUGUCUAAUGGUUCUUUGGAUUCGCACCUCUUCUCAGAAAAAUCUUGUCUACUGAAUUGGAAUCUUCGUUACCAAAUUGCACUUGGUAUCGCGAAGGGCCUAGCCUAUCUUCAUGAAGAAUGUGAGGACUGCAUCAUACAUUGUGAUAUUAAGCCUGAAAAUAUACUACUUGAUGCGGAAUUCUGCGCUAAAAUCGCAGACUUUGGCAUGGCAAAACUUCUUGGACGAGAAUUCAACUCUGCAUUGACCACCAUCCGAGGAACCAUGGGAUAUCUUGCACCAGAGUGGAUAUCUGGACAGCCUAUCACUAGAAAGGCAGAUGUUUAUAGCUUUGGGAUUGUGCUUCUCGAAAUAAUCUCAGGGAGAAGGUCUACAAAGAGAUUGAAAUUUGGAAGUCAUCGAUAUUUCCCUCUUUAUGCAGCUGCUCAAGUGAAUGAAGGAAAUGUGUUGUGCUUACUGGAUGGUAGGCUGGAAGGAAAUGCUAAUGUCAUGGAACUUGACAUCACCUGCAGAGUUGCCUGUUGGUGCAUUCAGGACCAGGAGAACGACCGGCCAUCAAUGGGACAAGUUGUUCAUAUGCUGGAAGGAGUUGUAAACACUGAAAUUCCUCCGAUUCCAUCUUCCUUUCAGAAUCUUAUUGAGGGUGAGAACAGCUGUAUAUAUUCUGAUGAUGGCUGAUGUUUUUCCGAGUGGAGACAAUUGGUUAGGAUAGUUAAUUCGAGGCACACAACCCACAUGAUCCAAGUUUAGCACUAGUUUUAUCUUAAGUUGCUAAUGCUUGCUAAAUUUUAUUUUCUUCUUUGACCUACUAGAUAUUAAUAUCUUCAUCUGUUCAGAUCAUUAUGAAUCAGUAUGUAGGGAUUGAAUAUGUCUUAUACCAGGAAAUGCGAUGCAAAAUUGAAAAUUC